Radiomyces spectabilis is the source of this 1890-nucleotide messenger RNA. RefSeq lists its product as uncharacterized. Lineage: Eukaryota; Fungi; Mucoromycota; Mucoromycetes; Mucorales; Radiomycetaceae. The record is from RefSeq and is a predicted model, not a curated record. Bases 1 to 1890 code for a protein of 629 amino acids. The transcript has 4 exons.
AUGGCUGCUGAUAGCUCGUCUUCUUCUAACUGCACGAACCUUGCCAAUGAAACGACUACCCCACUUUCGCUUCAUCCACAGCAGCUUUCUGUGAAUGAUUUACUCCAUCCAUCUGAAUCCGCCGAAAACUUGCUAGAAACACUAUCCACCGAACAACUAGAGAUCAUUGAAAAAGCUCUCAAUAAAAUCAAAGAGAAAAAGCUGGUCACUGCCGCGUUGGAACAAACCCUUUCCUCCACUUCAGAUACAGGCGCCCUUCCUCUUCCAUUGUCACCCUCCUCAUCCACGUCGGUUGCCACCUCGACCAACCGAACACCUAGCUGCGAAUUAUCGGCCAUGAUAGACGAUACAACGACGCAAAAUCUGUGGACUUCUGCCGCGACGCAAGUCGCAAAAGCAUUGGCUGAUGCCAUCUCAUCCUCUGCCUCUCAUCUCAUGCAAAUGCCGGUUUUGAAACAAGACGCUUCUGACGACGCCAAGCCACCCUCCUCCAAUGCUCGGAAUUCGUCCACCGCCCCUGAAUUAAGUCACGAACCUUUCACCGAGAUCCGCGAAGGCGUCGAAUGGGUCAGUUUUGUCUAUUCCCAUCAUCGCACGCUUCGACGUUAUCGUAUACGCACUGACCUUGAUGAAGUGGAUAUCCAUUUAUUGGAUGAAAACUUCAAAAAAGAGAACUGUGUUUAUCCACGUGCCAACCUUCCGCGCGAAACGUACCGUGGUAAUCGCUGGGCUUACGAAACCGAGUGCAAUAUUCUCGGCUGGAAACUUGCGUGGCUCAAUAAAGAAGAACUCGCCGGUAAACGUGGCCUGAUUCAACGCGCCGUCGAUUCUUAUCGCAAUCGUUACCCCAGUAUGCGCUCUCGACGAGUCGCUCGCCAAGAAAAACUGCUCAAAGGGACUUUACGUAAACGGAAACAGCGUGAGGAAGAUGAACAUGUCCUCUCCGGGAAAAAUUCCAAACAAUGUAUCGUUCCAUCCUCAGAUGAUCGACAACCGAAAACCAUUACCAUUGAGGAUCAUGCUACAGGCAACAAAUGCCGUAUCCGCAUAAGUAUCGAAACAGUCUCACUCAAUGCUAUUGAUAUGGCAUUUCGCAAAAACAACUGCGUCUUUCCCCGAGCUAUUAGCAUUUCCUCUUCAUCCACUUCCGUUCCUCAGAGACGUCUUGACGAAGCGAAAUGUAACGAGAUCGGAUGGAAGCUGGCUUGGUUGAAUCCGCGUCAGCUUGCCAAUAAGAAAAACCUGCUUCAACACGUUCUUGAUACCUACCGAAAUCAAUUUAUGCCUGACCUUCGUACUCGAAAAUAUUCGUCCCGUGUCCCUCCUGCUCCCUUCACUCCACCCUGCCCGCGUCUUCACGAAAACACCACCCCUUUAACUACAAAAGCGCUCGCUGAACAGCAGCAACAAUUAGCCAAUCAUUCAAUGUGCUCUACGCGUCGUAAUUCAGAACAAACAUGCUAUACUGGCAGCACUGCUACGCUGGACUUUCGCGAUUGCUUUUCACCGCCAGCAGAAAUCGAGUCGCCUUCGUUAACAACCGAGUUGAUGCUACCGCCAGCAAGCCAAGACCUCGCAAGGCAUACCGACGUGGAUGAAUCCAGUUGCCAGUUAAGCGUCGGAAGCACCGCUAGUCAAAAUCCUUCCAGUCACAGCUCUCCCUCCCCUACUCUCAAUAUUGACGAUGUGUACCAGCAAGCCGCUCUGGUGAUCGGUUCGCAUGAUCAUAUUCUUUUGAACUCUACCAACGGUAUGCCUCUUCUUAAGCAAGGUCAGACUUUAUUCUCCAACGACAUGGCGAUGGAUUUUCUGGAAACACACAUCAAAUACGAAGACGUCAAUGCAGGCAUAGACGAUUUUCACGAUCCUCUGCUGGGGCCAUUAUUCUAA